UAUUCUAUUUUUCAUUUCCUUGAGUUUUGCAUUGUUUUUUUUAUCAUAACAUGUUAAAGGAUGGAAUGGAUACUAGUUAAAAGUCUGUUUAUUAUUUUUACUACUAUACAAGUUAGAGGUCUUCCGCCUGGUUCAGGCGUUUGUGAAAAAACACAGAGAGUACAACAAGGUAUGAUUAACACGACUGUUAUAGUAAAGCAUUGCUGCAACAAUUAUUACCAAAUAGACGAAAGAUGUGUUGAAUGUCCGAUUGGUCACUUUUCGAAAGGUGAUAACUGUACAAAAUGCAUUGACGAACGAUAUGGUAUCAAAUGCGCAGAGCAAUGCAGAUGUAACAGCACGGAAAGGUGUGAUAAUGUGAAGGGAUGCAUUCCUGUAGAUGCUGUAGAUGGACGUACAACAUACAAGACAGUGACGGGCUUAAAUGCUGGCGGUCAGACUGCAGGAAAUGGUAACAGUACUGUUGUUAUCUACGUCAUCUGUGUAGCAGCUGGAAGUGUUUUAAUUGUCAUCUGUGGUAUAUUCGUGAAGAACAGAGAAGCAGUUUGUAGACGAAAACCAACCACCAUUGCCAUGGAAAAUGCAACGAGGAAGAGAAAGGAACCAAAUUUAAGCUUUGGAAAAGAAAACUUGAAAAAUAAAAAAGAAAGCAUGUAUGAUGAUAUAAAUGAGAAAUACAUGAUUAAUUUCGACGGGGAGUAGUUCAGAACGUUGCAAGAUAUAUUUUGUCAAUUACAAGACAACUUAUAAUGUGUCUGUGUGUAGGGGUAGGGGAUACCAUUUUAUUUAGCUUCUUAUGUACUUGACUUUUUGAUUGAAUGAAUAAUAUGUUAAAAUGAUCAAAUAUAGAUAAUGAUCUUCGAAUUUUAUUAAAAAGUUGUCACCCUGAA
Molecule: messenger RNA, 890 nt
Organism: Mytilus californianus (California mussel)
Lineage: Eukaryota; Metazoa; Mollusca; Bivalvia; Mytilida; Mytilidae
Exons: 6
Coding region: 61-702 (213 amino acids)
Source: RefSeq, a predicted model, not a curated record